AUGGACGUCUACACCACAUCUUUUACUUAUCCACGCAGGUCGCGCCACAUUCAUUCUCCUGCUUCCUCUCUCGACUUCCAAUCCUCAGACCUCAAGUCUUCCUCUCUCUCAGACCAAUACCCGUCUGCGCAGCAUCUUCAACCUUCCAACCCGAAGCUAUCUGAUGUUUCUGUCGCAGCAGACGCGGAGGCAAUCCAGAAACUGGCCAUGAUGGCCAUGUCUGUACAUGGUUGCCAUGUCUCGUAUUAUAUGGUUGAUCAGGGCAGGGCCUGGAAUUUUCAUAUCACUGGAGCAUAUCAGCAGGUUAUGAUAACUCGUGGUUUGAUUUUGAAAGAAUGUCCUAUUCAACACCGAGCAACUAUCAAAGUGACGCGGUCCGAAAUUCUCGAUUCCCCAUUCUCGAAGCCUACUCUUAAACCUGAAGUCCGGCGGAGGCUGGAUGACAUUGCCUCCCAAACUUUAGCGCACAUAGCCGUCGUCAACAGUCCUUUGUCACUUUCCAACCGCACGCCGCCUGAUGGGAUUAGUAGCAGUGCUGGUUGGUCUGGGUUAGAAACUGAACGCGUUUGUGAGUUGGUCAUCACUGGGACUGAGGAUGCAGUCGACCUGGCUCGUGUACGCUUAUUGGUAAUGCUGGAUGAAUUAAGCGGUCUGCACUCAGAAGUGUGCGAGAUUGAUCACAAAUUGCAUGCCAUCGUGGCUGGUCGUAAACGAAAUGUUUUGCAAACCAUCCAGGAAGAAACUGCGACCAACAUCUAUUAUCCUUCUCCUCUGCAAGACCUCAUUGGUCCGGAUAUCAGCGCGCACUCAGCCACUGGUGCUCGCAACAGUAAUGUCAUUUGGAUUACUGGGGAAUUUUUUGGAGUUCAGAGAGCUCGCGACAUGCUCUUCCAAGUUUCCGUCACCAAAAGUAAAUCGGUCAUUUCGAGGGAUACGGCCAUCCUACCCCGUAAGCUUGAUUGGAUGGUAACCGACCGAGCGGAGGACCUCAAAUCGAUUAUGAGUGACAACGCUACUUUCAUUCAAUUUCCUCCGCUGGGAAGUUCCACCAGCCUGAUCACCGUCUAUGGUGACCAUAGAGUCAACAUCCAACGUACCGUUAGGUCAAUCAUGCAGCUGGCUUGCCAAUACUACGUCGGUUCGUUCUGGCUUUUGCCAGUACAAUUCAAUGCUCUUUUACCCCCCGCAAACCUUAAUAGCUCAACAAUUACUGCGUUGUUGAAGCAAAUAUCGACCGCGACGGGAGCGGAAGUCGUAUUCAAGAGUAUGUGCUUUGAGAUGCACGGGCUUGAACAAGAAGUACGGGCGGCAGUUAAUAUGAUAAUGGAGUUAGACAUCAUCAAGGCAUUCCAUCAUGAGAUUCGGUUUCAAAUAGAACUAUCAAACGAGCACCGGGAUUUCAUCAGUGGCAAGAAGAACGGCAAAAUCAACAAAAUCAUGCAGACGACGAACGUAAAAAUCAAAUUCGAAACUUUUAAUGACCAUAAUUUCCUUAUCGAUAUCGCCGGACCCGAUAACUCUGUGCUUCAGGGACUUACUUUACUUCAAGAGGAACUUCCAGCCGAAAUUUCCUUCCAUGUUCCAGAAGGCUAUCACAAACGUAUCAUAGGAGUUGGAGGGAGGAGUAUUCAGCGCAUUAUGAAAAAGUAUGGCGUAUAUGUCAAAUUCUCGAACGCAGAGGAGUUUGCCGCCUUGGGUGGAUAUAAUGACAACGACGACAACGUUGUUGCUCGAACACCUGCCAAAAAUGCCAUCAAUUUGGAUAACCUCAAACAAUCUGUCAUGGAACUUGUCAAUCCCAAGGACAAGGACUUCGUCAAUGAGACGGUUUCGAUACCACGUCGAUACCAUCGUACCUUGCUUGGAGAGAAAAGUAUAUUCAUCCGUGACAUCGAAACGAAGACCAACUCUCGCGUACGCUUUCCCGACAAAGAGACAGCCUCUGAUGUUGUCACGAUCUAUGGUCCAGAAAGCCAGGUUCAAAUUGCUGCUACUAUGCUUUUGGAUCACGUUCCGUUCGAGGCGGACAUGGCUGUUCCUCCCAGCAGCGAGCUGCCUCGUGUUUGUGCUUCUCCGGAAUUCAAUGCCAUGGUAGAGCACGUCAAACGGGAGCUUCAAGUCUCGAUCUCUCCCAAUUUCCGGAGGGCUGGAAUUCCUAAUGGAAGUACAGGCACCGAGACUCCAACAGAAUAUUCCUUCAAGUUCCGCUGUCAGCGUAGCAAUAGUGAUUUCUUGAUCACCGCCAGGGAGAUGCUGGAACAAUUUUUGCAGAAUCACAAUAUUCACGUCUACCCAUCUCCGACGGCUCAAUCUCACAAGAAGAACGAUUCGUUUGCCGAGGCAUUCCCCCAUUUUGAUAGCAAAGUGCUUUCUGCAGCCAGGACACGCGGCCAUGAAUCUAUGGAUAUGGGACGCUCCGACGUCAUGGGUGACCGCCGCCUGAGACUCGCUAAUUCAUCUCCGGACGUCAAAGCACUCUUUAACUCGCCUGCAUAUAUUUAUAACAUUGAAGCACAAGAGGACGUCGAAACAAACUAUAUUCCCGGUCCCUCGGCGCCUGGUGUUGAUUAUUGGACCCCUCUUCCGCCUAUCGGAACCGGAAUGCCACAUCGCUCUAGGCAUUCACAAGAUGCGAUUAAACGUGGUUCGGACUCACUUUUAGAAGCCAAGAUCAAGGAGCAAGCCACGAAACAACCUCGAUCGCUGAAUAACCGUGCUCAGUCUCUCGACCUGAGGUAUUCUCUUUCAAAAAUCGCUGAAUCGGGUUCGAGCAACGCUGUACCGGAAUCACCCACAACUUCCACUGGUGGUACUGGAGGGAAUUCGAGCCCUAAUUCCCCCACUGCCCCUUCAUUCCCCAGUGUUUACGGUCCCCCACUUUCAGCUCGGUCAUCAGGUGUAUUUGGCCAACCGGCUCAGACAAGACCCACCCUAGACGAUGAUGGGGUCGAUGAAGUUUCCCGGGUCAUUUCUAACCUCGGAUUGUAG
Molecule: messenger RNA, 2988 nt
Organism: Psilocybe cubensis
Lineage: Eukaryota; Fungi; Basidiomycota; Agaricomycetes; Agaricales; Agrocybaceae
Exons: 10
Coding region: 1-2988 (995 amino acids)
Biological process (GO): nuclear division
Cellular component (GO): nucleus; cytoplasm
Molecular function (GO): mRNA binding
Source: RefSeq, a predicted model, not a curated record